Messenger RNA from Trichomonas vaginalis G3, 729 nucleotides. Its product is annotated as organellar and viral DNA polymerase type B. The record is from RefSeq and is a predicted model, not a curated record. The coding region runs from base 1 to 729 and encodes 242 amino acids. The transcript has a single exon. Lineage: Eukaryota; Parabasalia; Trichomonadida; Trichomonadidae.
AUGGAGGACCUCAUCGACCAUCUACCUAAACUUCCUGAAAUACAACAACAAAAGCUCACUAUUCCUGAAUUCGAUGAAAUAGAAGUCAAAGCAACCGACUCGGUAGAAAUAAAGAAGUUCAUUCGUAAGGUAAACUAUGAGUUUCUUGGAUUUCAUUGCAACCACAAAGUCAUGGACAAAGACUGCGAUAUGGUAUAUAAGAACAUCUCUGACAUAUAUAAAUCUGAAGAAUUUAAGACCUACGACAACUUUGUUUCGUUAGUUGCUGAAUGUGUAUGGCAGAUAAGAGAUAAAGAUAGAAGAGGUAAAGUAUGGAACGAACAAAUAAAACCCGCAACUUUUGAGUUAAAGAAAACCAUUGACGCUAUAGUUGUACUUGCAGGUAAGGUUUCAGAAUAUAACGCAAAAAUGAACCCACAAUGUUCAAAAUGUAAAGCAGCAAUGAGGAAAUAUAACUACUCCGUCAAAGAGAUAGAACGUAUGCGAAACGACUAUGCAGACUUAAAGAAAGAAGCAGAAAAGCCAGCAGAAGAUAAAAUGGACAUGUUGACAUUUCUAAACAAAAACUAUCCAACAGCUGACGAUUUCCUUCUUUCAGAUGUCAAGAAGAAAUAUAAAGAUACAUUCAAUAUUGUGAAAACUUUUGACAUACUGACAGAAGAAAUAGAAGCCACAAAAUUGUUUAGAAUUUCAAAUAUACAUCGUACAAUUCAUGUAAAACGCUUGUGA